This is a messenger RNA of Gastrolobium bilobum, 2364 nucleotides long. RefSeq names its product glutamate receptor 3.3-like. Lineage: Eukaryota; Viridiplantae; Streptophyta; Magnoliopsida; Fabales; Fabaceae. Gene Ontology annotation, cellular component: plasma membrane. Gene Ontology annotation, molecular function: glutamate-gated receptor activity. The transcript is spliced from 6 exons. Bases 1 to 2364 code for a protein of 787 amino acids. The record is from RefSeq and is a predicted model, not a curated record.
AUGAAGAAAGUUUGGCUUCUUGUUCUUGUGAUGUUGUUCUAUGGCUUUCCUUCAAAAGGAAUCAGCAAUGUUUCUGCAAGACCAAGUACCGUUAACAUUGGGGCAAUUUUAUCUUUCAAUUCAACCAUUGGCAGAGUGGCUAAAGUUGCCAUAGAAGCAGCAGUGAAUGAUAUAAAUUCCAAUGCAACGGUUCUCAAAGGAACUAAACUUCAUAUUUCAAUGCAGGACACAAAACUCUCCAAUGGAUUUCUAGGAAUCAUUGACUCAUUACGAUUGAUGGAGAAUGACACUGUGGCUGUAAUUGGUCCUCAGUUCUCAGUCAUGGCUCAUGUGAUUUCACAUAUUGCAAAUGAGAUGCAAGUACCUCUACUGUCAUUUGCUGCAUCAGACCCUACCCUCACUUCAUUGCAGUUCCCAUAUUUUGUUAGGACAACACAGAGUGAUUUGUAUCAAAUGGCUGCUGUGGCAGAAAUUGUUGACCGCUUUCAAUGGAGAGAUGUAAUAGCAAUUUUCAUUGAUGAUGAUCAUGGACGAAAUGGGGUAGCUGCAUUAGGGGAUAAGCUAGCAGAGAAACGUGGUAAAAUAUCACAUAAAGCGUCCUUUAGGCCUGAUAAUGUUAACCAUGAUGAAAUAGACAGUGUAUUAGUUAAGGUAGCAUUAAUGGAAUCUAGGGUAAUAGUCCUUCACAUGUACCCUGCUCUUGGUCUAGAAGUACUUCAUGUGGCUGAGUCACUAGGCAUGAUGGGAAGUGGUUAUGUAUGGAUAGCAACAGAUUGGCUUUCUACAAUACUAGAUUCAGAACCAUCCUUGUCCACAAGUUCAGCCAUGGAUGACAUCCAAGGUGUUGUCACCUUGCGCAAGUAUACACCAGAUUCACAAAUCAAAACAAACUUUAUUUCUAGGUGGAACAACCUGACCCAUAAAAGGGACCCUGAUCAGGGCCCUAUUGGGUUGAACACCUUUGGUCUAUAUGCCUAUGACACUGUUUGGGUUCUUGCUUCUGCACUUGAUGCAUUUUUUAACAAUGGAGGAACUUUGUCAUUUUCAAAUGAUUCAAGUCUAAACAUGUUAAGAGGGGAUCCCCUUCAUCUGGAUUCUAUGGGGGUCUUUGUUAAUGGUAGCAUGUUGCUUCAAGAAAUUUUAAAGGUCAACAGAACUGGUUUGACAGGCCAAAUGGUGUUCGGUCAAGAUGGUAACUUAUUGCAUCCAUCAUUUGAAAUCAUUAAUGUGAUAGGUACUGGAAUUAGGAGAAUUGGUUAUUGGUCUGAUUCCUCUGGCCUCCACACUGGAGAAGCUCCUAAUCAUUCCAAUUCUAGUGAAGGACUAUAUGGUGUCAUAUGGCCUGGUCAGACAACUCAAACCCCUCGUGGUUGGGUUUUUGCCAGCAAUGGAAGACACUUGAGAAUUGGGGUGCCACUUAGAAUUAGUUACCAUGAAUUAGUGUCAAGAAUUGAGGGUACUGAAAUGUUUAGUGGUUAUUGCAUUGAUGUGUUUACUGCUGCAUUGGACUUGUUGCCUUAUCCAGUUCCAUACAAGUUUAUUCCAUUUGGUGAUGGUAAAACCAACCCAUUAAACACAGAACUUCUCCACAAGAUUACAGUUAGUGACUUCGAUGCUGUGGUGGGGGACAUUACCAUUACCACAAACCGAACUAAGAUAGUGGAUUUUACACAGCCAUAUAUUGAGUCUGGGCUGGUAGUGGUGGCACCUAUUAGGAAGUUGAAAUCCAGUGCUUGGGCUUUCCUAAGACCAUUUACUCCAAUGAUGUGGUUUGUCACAGGAAUGUUUUUCCUAGUUGUGGGAUCUGUUGUGUGGAUUUUAGAACGUCGCUUAAACGAUGAGUUUAGAGGCCCACCUAGAAGGCAGUUUGUGACAAUUAUAUGGUUUAGCUUUUCAACCCUGUUUUUUGCACAUAAGGAGAAAACUAUGAGCACUCUUGGUCGCUUAGUACUUAUCAUAUGGCUUUUUGUGGUUUUGAUACUCAACUCAAGCUAUAUUGCAAGCUUAACAUCCAUCCUCACAGUGGAACAACUCUCUUCCCCAGUGAAGGGAAUUGAAAGCUUAGCAACAAGCAACGACCGCAUUGGUUACCUAAGAGGUUCAUUUGCAGAAAAUUAUCUGACUGAGGAGCUCAACAUAAUCAGAUCAAGGCUUGUUCCUCUCAACUCUCCAUCAGAAUAUGAAAAGGCCUUGAAGGAUGGGCCAGCUAACGGUGGUGUUGCAGCAAUAAUAGAUGAACGUGCAUACAUGGAACUCUUCCUAGCAACCAGAUGUGAAUUCGGUAUUGUUGGUCAAGAGUUCACCAAGAUGGGAUGGGGCUUUGUAACAGUAACCUUGAAGGCUCAUCACACUCUGCUCGUCUAA